AUGGAAAACGUAAGCAAAAGGGACAUCCUUGUGAAUUAUUUAAAGCUGUGCAACAAAGACGAUAUGGCAGAAGCAAUGAUGAAAUACUGCGAUGAGGACCGUGGGAUAGUUUUCAACAGGCACCCGGCCAGAAACGAGAAAAAAUUUGGAGCGAUCUACGACUACAGUGCUUCUUCGCAGUCCAAAAUAUCAAGCGCGACGAGCUCUUCGCACGAUUUAAAAGGGUCAAUCGAAAAAGGGAUCAAUCAAAGCAAUCGAAGUCGUCAGAGCAUAGUGCAAUCCAAAUGCUUCUAUAAGAGUAAAAGCUCUCUGGAAAGUCUGCAAAUAGAUAAGCACCCAAGCAGUUACAUACCAUCCAGCAGAAAACAGAAAGUGCAGGACAUAGUAGUGCAGAGGAAUGACCCCAUUUCAGAUGUGCUGGAUGACAUGUGUGAGAUUGUAGCACCUGAAGGAAAGGGCAAGUUUUUAAAAUUUAUAGGGGAAAAUUACGUGUACGUCUUGCUGGAAAAUGGCACAUACAAUUGCUACCCCAUGGACCUGCUCAAGCUAAAUCGAUCCUACCUAAAGACAAACGCAAUGUACAAUAUUCGUUUGAACUACAAAGACAGGGCGUUAAAUCACACUAGGAAUGUCUUAAAAGGUAAAAAUGCUUCUUUGCAGCGUAAGGAGACCCCCUUAAAUGAACAGAGAGGAUUUUCCAACGAGUUCGUCGCAUUUCCUGCUCAUGCGAACCAUUUGAGAGACUACAUAGUGAAGAACGACUUAGAGGAAGAAAACAUUCCCUUGAGGAACUACUUGGAGAAUCACCUGGAAAGUCACGUAAUGCGUCUUCCCUUGAAUAAUUAUGAAUCAGGUGGAGAUGAACCUGACAGGAGCCACGUAACGGGGCACCACAAUUUGGCUAAAAAGAUAGUUAAAAUUAGAUCGUUAAAUAGUAGGUAUACGUUGGAGGGAUCCACGUGGAAUGCCCCCAUGUAUCUCAAAAUUGCAGGUGAAGAAAGUUCCACCCCUUGCUGCUGA
Plasmodium knowlesi strain H is the source of this 1020-nucleotide messenger RNA. Its product is annotated as conserved Plasmodium protein, unknown function. The transcript has 4 exons. The coding region runs from base 1 to 1020 and encodes 339 amino acids. The record is from RefSeq and is a predicted model, not a curated record. NCBI's taxonomy places the organism in Eukaryota, Apicomplexa, Aconoidasida, Haemosporida, Plasmodiidae.